Mobula hypostoma (lesser devil ray) is the source of this 10138-nucleotide messenger RNA. It is a transcript of the gene znf592, whose product is annotated as zinc finger protein 592. Lineage: Eukaryota; Metazoa; Chordata; Chondrichthyes; Myliobatiformes; Myliobatidae. Bases 1289 to 5203 code for a protein of 1304 amino acids. The transcript has 10 exons. The record is from RefSeq and is a predicted model, not a curated record.
CUCACAAAUUUCUACAGAUGGACAGUGGAGAACAUUUUAACUGGUUGCAUCAUGGUCUGGUGUGGAGGGGCCACUGAACAAGAUCAGAAAAAGCUGCAGAAAGUUGAAACACAGCCAGCUCCAUCAUGGGCACUAGCCUUCCCAGCAUCCGGGACAUCUCCUAAAGGCGAUGCUUCAAAAAAGCAGCAUUCUUCAUUAAGGACCCUCAUUACGCAAGAUAUGCUUUCUUGUUGCUACCAUCAAAGAGGAGGUACAGGAAUCUGAAGAUGCACACAAUGUUUCAGGAACAGCUUCUUCCCAAAGUACAUGAAUCACAAAAACUUGAUAUGUAAGUUCACCAAGUAGUUAAGAAGAUAACUGACAUGUUUGCAUUAUUGUGAGAAUAGGAUGGUAUUGUUACAGCUGCAUAUGCUAUUAGUGAAGUCACACCUGAAAAGAUUGUGCACAGUUUUGAUACCCUUGUGUGAAAAAGGAUAUUGUAGAUCUGGAGGCAAUCCAGAGGUGAUUCAUUGGGGAUGAGAAAGUUUUUCUAUCAAGAGAGUCUGGGUAGUUUGAGUAUUCCAUGAAGUUAGAAGAAUGAGGGGUGACCUUAUUCAAACAUACAAGUUCCUAAUGGGUGGGGCUUGAUAAGGUAGAUGUUGAGAUGGUUUCACUAGUGGGGGAGUCACAAGCAAUGAGACUUGGCUACAAAAUAAGGACCAAAUCAUUUAAAACUGAGCUGCUUAGAAUUUUUUCCUGAGUGAGAGAAAUCUCUAGAAACCUCUGCCCCUGAGGGUGGUGGUACCAGAUCAGUAGAUAUAUGUAUGAUGGAGAUAAAUAGUUGAACAGUGACGGUAUGUGGGAAGCUGGUAUUGAAGAGGAGAUGAGAUCCGCACAAACCAGCCACAAUUGUACUUAUUAGUGGGACAGGCUUAAAGGACUUAACGCUACUAUAUGUUUAUGUCUUAAAGGGUGGUGUAAAAUUUCUGAACAAUUUGCCCCAGACCUUUUAGUUAUGGUGCAGUCAGAGAAUGGAGUGAGGAGUAAGUGGAACACAGAUGAUGGAAGCAACACAUAUCAAAGUUGCUGGUGAACGCAGCAGGCCAGGCAGCAUCUGUAGGAAGAGGUGCAGUCGACGUUUCAGGCCAAGACCCUUCGUCAGGACUAACUGAAGGAAGAACUGCCCAUGGGACGGAGUGAUUGGUUGACAGUUGUAUCACGGCAGCUGACAUGCAGAAAAGUGACUGAGUUCAGGGUGUUGUAAAACAUCUGUAACAAAGAAAACAUUUGUUUCUCAAAGUCUCCAAUCAUGGGUGACAUGAAGACCCCAGAUUUUGAUGAUCUUCUAGCAGCUUUUGACAUUCCUGAUCCGGACCUCGAUGCCAAAGAGGCUAUUCAGUCAAGCAGUGAGGAAUCAGAAGGUCAUUUGAAGCAGCCAGGGAUGGGUAUAGAUGAGUUGUCCAUGCAUCACACCAUUCCAGAUGUCCCGGUUGUGAGUGUCAUUGUUAAGAACACCAAUCGGCAAGAAUCCUUUGAAUCUAUUACUGAGAAGGAUAGCCAUCAGCUUGGACAGAAUCUGCUUCAGAAUGGGUUUCGAAAUGCUGAUAUUACCUCUGAUUCCUCUGCCCUCAUCAAUGGAGAUAGUUCCAGAAACUACCCAAGUAAAUUUGACAUGCCAAGGACAGAAGCCCUACCAACAUUCAGUCAGUUUAGUCCUAUUUCUAGCCCAGAGCCAGAAGAAGCCAUGCAAAAUGCUGGAAUUGUGGAUAAUAUUAAAUCAGAUAAGGGACCUUACCUUGGUUCUGUAGGCUUGUAUAUUUCUACAGAGAAUUCACUGAUGAACAAUACAAGAGAACAGCCUGAACAAGUUGUGACAGAGCUGAGUAUGUUUGAUGAAUACUCCAAAAAACGAGAGAGAGCGAAUGAAAUUAGAAACUGUAAAAUGAACGAGGUGGCUUUAGGACAAAAGGUAAAUUCAACAAAUGCAUCUGAAGAAGCAGAGCGAGAGAACAAGGACUUUGACAAAAAAGGCAGUUUAUUUGACAACUUGGAGUCUUCAUGUGACCUGCAUAAUAAUAUUUCAGAAGAGCCAAAGACCUGCAGUGUUCCAGAAUUGAGCUUGUGCUCUUCUGUUCCACCACGCCAGCGACUGAAGUCAGCUCAUUCAAAACUGACCUCGUGUUUAGCAGCAUUAGUAGCUCUUAAUGCCAAAAAAACAUCAGAGUUCCCAAAGGAGGAGCACAAGGAUAAUUCUAAAGAAUCUUUGUUGGGUUUGAGGGAUAGUGUCAGAAGCAGCCCCAAAAUGGCAAAGUCACCAAAGAGUCCAAGAAGUCCUAUGGAAGGAGUAAAGAAAAUGACAAACAAGCAGUCUGAUAGCCCAAGAAGUGUAUCCAGUGACUACAGUGGCAAAGGGUCCCCUUAUGUUGCAACAGGUUCACCGCCAGCCAUCCCAAAAGUAAGGAUUAAAACCAUUAAAACAUCUUCUGGUGAAAUUACCAGGACCGUGACCCGGGUAAUGCCAGAUUCUGAACAUAGCGAGUCAAGGAGUUCGCCUGAACAGUCGGUGACUGAAAUGGCCUUAGCUGAGGAAUUGAACUUGAAGUCAAGCCCUGUGACCAGUGCACCAUCUCAAACCCCUGCUUCAUUAACAACGGAAAUUGUAAAGAAGCCAUUGUCAGCUAAUAAUAUGGUGAAUGCAGUCAGCUCAUUGAAUAAUGUAUCUGUUAAAGGGACUGCUGCCCAAAUAUUUGACGAAAACAUAAAUGCCAACAGCAGCUUGAAAGGUAUAGGUGUAACAAGCAUAUCAGCUGAGAGUGCAAGCAGUGCCAUAAUGAAGGCAGCUAGUGUAGUGCAGCUACAGAAACAGAUGGGGAUAAAGCAAUCCUCAAAUAUCUCCAGCACAAAUCUCCUGCCUAAAGCUGUUCAUUUGGCAAGCCUCAACUUGGUUCCUCACAGUGUUGCUGCCACUGCUACUGCCAGAUCCACUACUUUGCGACAGAGCCAGCAAACGAUUGCCACUCAGGUGGUAACAGUGCCUCUGGUACAGCAGAUCAAGAACGUGGUUCCACAAAAUAAUGAAUCUCCUGUUUCUACUCAGAACAUUGUAGUUGAAGCUUUUAACAAACUAUUAAAUGGCACCAAUCCUGUGCCAAUUUAUGCUCCAAACCUGAAGCCACCUGCAAACAGUAAUGUAUCUAUGCCAGCUCGUGGUUAUCGCUGCUUAGAAUGUGGAGAUGCAUUUGCUCUAGAAAAGAGUUUAUCACAGCAUUAUGAACGUCGAAGUGUGCAUAUUGAGAUGAUGUGCAGCCAUUGUUCCAAGGUCAUGGUCUUCUUUAACAAAUGUAGUUUGCUGUUGCAUGCACGGGAACACAAGGGUAAAGGUGCUGUUAUGCAGUGCUCUCAGUUGCAAAUGAAGCCUAUCCCUUCGGACCAAAUGUUUUCAACAACCCCAGUGACCUCUUCGGUGCUGUCAGGUACUCUUGCCCAGGAUGAGACCUCUGCUGUUGGCCAGGAUAAUGGAAAUUUGACAGUAAUUGGAAUGAGUAGCCCAGCUUUCAGUUAUCCUGUAAUGCCUCUGCACUGUGAUUCAUUUAGAUUAAUACGUCAUGGAUUAAAAUGUCUAGAAUGCUAUCAACAAUUCCAGGAUUAUGCAAGUCUUGCAGGUCAUUACCAGCGGUUAACAGAUGAUGCUGAAACGCUGACAUGUCGGGUCUGCCAGAUGAUGCUACCCAAUAAAUGCAGUUAUGCUGCUCAUCUGCGUAUUCAUGCACACAAGUCCCCUUAUUGCUGUCCGGAAUGUGGUGCAGUAUGUCGUUCAGCUUAUUUCCAAACUCACGUCAAGGAGAACUGCCUACACUAUGCACGGACAGUAGCAUAUAGAUGUAUGCAUUGUGGGGGCAUCUUUAGUGAUCUGAACACAAUCAAGACUCACAUUCAAGUUUCGCACACUGAAUCUUUUCAUAAAUGCACAAUUUGUCCAAUGGCCUUCAAGUCAGCCCAAAGCGUCAACUCUCAUUACAGCUCUCAGCAUCCGUUAGUUAAGCAUCCACCAUCUGAGGUUAUCUUCAAGUGCUCAAUGUGUGAAACUGUUUUCAACCAGCAAGCCCCACUACACAAGCACUUUGAGCAGCACAAAAGGAAGUUGAGAAUCUGUGUUUACGAGUGUCCUGUGUGCAAACUGGUCUACAUGCACAAACAGUUGAUGAUGGAACACUUCAAGGAUGUUCACAACAUUGCAGAAACCACUGAAAAGUCUCCAGACUCCGGGUCUCCAUCUACGGGCAAGUCAUGUGGCCAGACAGCAGAAGCUUCCACGGUGCACAUAGCUUCUAAUGGUUUAAACAAUGGUAAAAAGGAUGAGACUACCAUGCUAACGGCCGAGAGGCGGCCAAAAGGGAAGAAGCUUGGCUGGACUUGCAAUGAAUGUCUACAGUGGUUCUCAGAACGAGAGCUCUAUGUAUCCCACAUGAAGCGAAGUCAUGGAAAGUCAAUGAAGAGAUAUCCAUGCCGACAGUGUGAUCGUUCUUUCAACUCCUCACAUAGUCUGCGUAGACAUGUCAGAGUGAAUCAUGAUGGCGUCAAGAGAACCUAUAUCUGUUGGUACUGCACAGAUGAAAAGCACUUUUUUGCCAAGCGUUUCAUGCUUGUAAAACAUAUCAACCUAAUGCAUGGCAUCAGAAACCCAGACUUCAGCCAAAUGUCCAAAGCUGUUCACACAAGCUCAGAUGCCAAUGUGGAGGACUUACCUGGCAAGCGGGUGGCAAGUGACUCUGAAGCAGCUGAGCAGCCCAGCUCUAACACCAUAGCAUCGCUUCCCAAGAAACUGAAAGUUGCAGUGUUCAAACAGUACAGAUGUUCCAUAUGUGGUUAUAUGACCAAGAGCAAAGCUGAUUUCCAGGAACACAUACCUCAGCACAAGACUGAUGGUUCAACCUUCCAGUGCUCGCAGUGUGGUCUCUGUUAUACAUCGGCACUCUCCCUAAACAGGCACCUCUACAUUGUCCACAAGUUCAAAGAACCUGAAAAGCCUCAAGCAAAUGUGGUUCGUGAAAAUGGGCAAGAUGAACAUAAUGGGGAGUCAAACACUACGUCAGAGGAAGAUGUAGAUCUCCAGUGCCAAGUUUGUAGAGAUGUUUUUGACAGUAAAACAGCAUUACGUUCUCAUGUUCGGACUCAUGGGAUGAGGUUUAUAUUAUCUAAGCAGAACGGAGGAUCGGAGCAGUGAUUCCAUCAGCCUGAAGGAGAAAUUUUUCAAAUCUCCAAAUCUCCUUCAACAUGGUCUGCAGUGAUAAACCUGGUUCAUAGAGACAUAACACAGCAGCAUACAAACAUCUAAGGGAAAUUGGUCCUCAUUCAAAGCAGAACAGUAAGAUUCUUCCUGCCCUUUCAAAGGUUCAUGGUGGUGAAGCAGGAGUUCCUUCUGGAUCCCUCUUUCUGUUUUUUCUUUUACUUGCUAGGUUUUGUACAUUUGUACAACCCAAUGCACAAUAGAACUUUACAGGAAAGCAAACUGAGUAUGCUCUCUUCAUCCUCCUGUCAGUGCCCUCAGACUUUGUGUCUUGCUAUGAUUUAUGUGACUUUGCAUGUUUGUGUCAAGCCCAGCUUUCAGUUCAAACUUUCCACUGGCUUGAGAAACUCACGGUCCAUGAUGUCACAAAAUGCAAGCACACCCGCUGCCUCUGUACUGGACAAUAUUAGAUCAGAUUUGGGGUUAGAAGUCCAGUAUCUUUGUCUCGGAAAGCUAAUUUAGUUGCUCAAAGUGAAUAGUUCCCUUUUUUAAAAAAAAUCUGGUUUGAUCUGAAUGAGAUAAGAAUUCACAAUGUGAUGUGGAUAAUUCUAAAUAUCGUCACUCUCGUCCCUUAUAUAGAAGUAAGUAGAAAGUUUACACUGUGAUGAAAUGUCUGCAAACAUUGGCAGUGCCCUUCUCAUUGUUUGUUGUGCCAUUAUACCUUUGAGAUUGUUUUCAUUUUAUUUUGUGCCUUGUUAUUGAUUAAUGUCCUUCUUGCUUGGCUGCUAACAAAGCGCCCAAGUAUUUUCAGCACGUGCCUUCAGCUGACUGUUACAGUUGAAUCUUUUAUGAACAGAGUAAUAGUCAAAAUGCACUGCGUCAAAUAAUUUUUUUAGGUUUUCAGUAUCUGCAGAAUCUCUUCUGUUUGUGUCAGACUAUUGCUUUUUGCAAAAUUUAUUUUAUAAUCACAGCCCAACACCUCCAUUCCCCUUUUCCUUAUUCCAGCACAAAAAGUACUGCAAACUCAUGCAGAACCAUUGCUUAAAAAAUGACUUUUCUUUAUUUGUACUGUAAUCUGAGGUUGGUUCAGGUAAAUCUCAUAGCUGUGGGAUAUAAGACUUUGUCCCUUUUAAGACCCCUGCCUUAAGGUACAGGACCCCAGAGGUGAUCUUAUUAUCACUUGUGUGGUGACUCCCUCUCAGUUAUGAGGCCUCUAUGCACACUGAUAAUUCUGUGAAAACCUUGUGACAUUGCUUCCAGUUACAUUUAACCACAUUUUUUUUCUGUUGCACUGCCUCCCAGUUGGAAGAACGCCCACAAAAUCAUGGACUAACAGCACAAAGACAGGCUCUUUUGCCUUCAUUUGGUUCUGGUGAAUUAUUUUAACCACACAAUAGCUGUUGUAAUCCCAGUCUAUUCCCUUCCAAGCACCUCUCUUAAUUUCUUUUCCAUAAGAAUUUAUAACCUGUGGCAGAGCACUCCACAUUUUAAUGAACACCUUUGCUUGAAACAGACAAAAAUCUUCUCUCACUUCUUCAAUUCUACAGAGAAGUGGGGGGGGGGGCGGGGCGGGGACGACCAACUAUUGAACAAGUUAGCCAGGGCACUUAGCUGCACCUGGUGAAAGGAUGUUUUGAGCCAUUGCAUUUAUUCCUCUUUAAUUUGGAAUUUGGAAGACCUGCCUGUCCUCAAACUUGCUAGGUAAUUCAAAGCACUGCCUAUGGUUGGGAGGGACAGAUGGUAGAGGGGUAGAAACCACACCAUGCUGUAUGGCACAUCAAGGCACAAUUCCUUUAAAAAAAAGACCAGUUAACUUGAACAAAGAUAGUGUAUUCAGGUGGUUUUCGGGGGGAAAAAAGAGCUAAAACUAGAGGAGGAAACCAUAGAAAAGCCAGUUUUUAAAAAAUCAUAGCUUUGAGACAAAACAUACUGUUUGUUGAAAUUGGAAUUACCUGCCUGGUAUUGUUCAUAGUUUAUCGAGGAAACGGAUUUUUAAUGGUUUCUGCUCUGAAAGCGGGAGACCUCCUUGCAACACCUCACAUCAUGCAGGAGGAAUCACCAUAAAGUAAUAAGUCACCCAAUUAUAGUUGCUAUUUUAUUUUUAUAUUGUUUUAUUCAUAUUUAUGGCUAUUAGCAGUGUUACCAGCCUUUUAAUACUUCGCUCCUGUAAUUUAAACUGGGACUUCUGGUAGGCUUGCCAUUCUGGUCUGGAGGAGGUUUAUCUGCUGAGUGCUUUGAUUAUUUUAUUACAUUGUGUGCCUCAGACGUAGGUUUUUGUAUUAAGCCAAUCAGAAUUUGUUUGGAAUUUGAAUGUUCUCUCCUGAGAUGACACUUUGAGAUUGAUUCAAGUGGACCAGUGAUCUUAUGAAUCACCAAUUUCUUGUUAAGAUGCAAGAUGGAAAUUCAGUUUUCCAAGGACCAGAUACCAGCAGCAUUUCAAACGGACAACCCAGAAAGAGAUUUUCCAUGUCUUCAAAGAGCAAACUGAUAUAAAAUUAACAAUUGCACAUCAUCCUUUUUAAAUAUGAGAGAAAUUACUAAAAUCAUGGUGCAGAUUUUUUUUAAAUUAUUAAAUUGAAAAUUGUGCUAUUAAGUUAGAAUUUCAACCAGUUCUUGUAAUUUGGAAGAAAUCAAAAUCUGUUUGAUAUAUUCCCAAAUACUGUAAGUAAAGUGAAAGUGUCUGACUGGUGCUGGUUACCAGAGACUAGUGUGGGUUACUGGAAUCAUGUAACAAAGCCAAACAGCUGAUGGCCAUUGGACCAUUCCUUUUAGUUUAAUCUUUGCAACUAAUAUUUCAAGAUGUAGAGAGGUUUGGUAACUCAGUUGAGUUAUUCCUGCUAAGUGUAAAUUGUGAACUGAAGCAUGGUAUUCAGACAAAUGCAAGGUAGGUUGGGCCUUGUUCAGGUAUCCAAAUAACCCCUCAAACAGGAUGACCAAAAUAGCCCUUUUAAUUCCCACUCCUUUUUCUCCCAUCCAAAGUAGGCCUUGCUUGUCUGGAAAGUUGGGGGGGGGUGUGGGGGGGGGAGGUGUUUUCCUGUUAGACUUGGUUGUGCAUUGGUUUGUUUGUUUUCAUCCAUCUUUUGUGCCCAUUUAAAGUGGGGAUUGUAAGAGAAUGGCUAAUGACUUCACCUUCCUUGCUGUAAAUCACUUCAGAGCACAGCCAUUUAAUGGAAGCAUCCUCAGCUUCUCUCACCCCUACUGGAAAGAGUGAUACAUUCCUUUUGUCCACUCAUUCCUAUUAAGCAGAUGUUACAGAAUGUAUGAGAUUGAAUUGGAGUCUAUGCCAAUAUUUUCUUGGUAAAUGGGCAGUGCCAUUAUACAAGGAUGUUCAUUAUUGGGCUUAUGCAUUGCCAUUCCCUCUUGUACCAUUGUGAAUGGCAUUAAAGUAAUUUACAGGAGGACCAAAUAAAGUAUUUUAAAAGUUUUUUUAAGACUUGUGUAAUUCCCUGCAUAAAAGACCACUAUACUGUAUCUUAAGUUUUAUAAAAUUAAUUCCUUUAAAGAAUAAUGUAUCUCCCAUAUUACUCAAUUUUAUAAAUUACUUUGGAGAUUUAUGUUUAAUUGUAGUCAUAUUGACUAAAGUUUUCACAUACUUUCUAUUUAAGUGCUGUACUACCUUACACUGUCAUAUUCAUAUGAUCUGUGUUAUAUUACACUUAAAGGGGACAUUCCAGACUCCAACAAAACUCUUGAGACAUGAAUACUCCCCUCCUACUGCCCAGGUUUUCCUGCCGAAUAGCAUCUCCAGUGGUGCCCUACCUGGUCCAAAGAGGUUGUUAGCUUGUGUUUACUGUGUAGAGAUAUAUUUAGUAAACUUGUAUCAAUUCAAAGAGCUUGAUAUUCAGAAUAUUAAUUGGAAUCUGGAGUUUGCCAUUUAAUAUUUUUGAGCCAGAAUUCAGCUCUGUUAUUUACUGAUAAACAGUCAAAAUAAUUUAAAAUAUUUAUCUAGAAUUCAGCUUUGUUCACUUCUUAUUUCAGUGUCUUAAUACAACAUAUACAAACAUUUGUACUUUUGAUAAAUGUGUAUAGUAGCGUGUAGACAGACGUUUUGCAAGGUAUCCCAAUAUAGUUUGCUAAAGGUAGACCUACAUGUUAUCAGGGAUUUUCCCCACCCCAAGCCAUCACCCUUCUAUUUAAUCUGCAUUGGCCUCUGUGCCUUCUUAUUAUAUUUACUUAAAAAUAUUUCAAAUAAAAGCAACAAUGAAUUUAACAGCCUGUCCUACAAUUAUCUCUAUAUUGCUGUAAUCUGUCCUCUGUAAAUAUUUAGUAAUAUUCAGCAAUUAUCCUAUGGCAGUACUCAGUAUGUCAGAGGAUGCACUGUUUUAUAAGGCUAAGAGCAUUUCACCAAAUAAAACAGAAUAUUAUUCUUCUGUAAAAUGUGUCCCCUUAAUGCUGCAAAGGCUAUUAAUCUCUGAGAUAAAUAUUUAUUUUGGGCAGUGCACACUACUGGAAUAGUAGGGAAAGAACUGUAGGCAAUGUAGGCCACAGUUGCUGAUAAUUGGCUACAAACUAUUUUUCUCCCUGCAGCUUUCAGACUUAAUUAACCCCACUACAAUUUAUUUAGUCAUAAUAUGCUUUAACUAGCAAAAUAUUUGUCUGAGAUGCUUCAUUAGGUCUGUAGAAUAGCUUUGAUUAAUUCAAAUGUUCUGCUGGUGCAAAGGUCCAGUCAUUCAUUUCUGCAUACCUCAAGCCUUGGCAGCUUGUGUCGUUCCCACUUUCACUUGCUACAGCCUCCCAUCAGUGACUGAACAGCAUCAUAACCUCAGCAAUUUGUUAUCCAAACUCUGCAUCUCUUUCCAUUUUAGGCAUUCAUUUCAACCAGUCUUUUGACCACACUUGUUUAUCAUAAGUUCUAAUAUCUCUUGUAAUCCUGCUUACUGCUACUAUUGUAGUUCUGUUGGAAAGUUUUACCACAGGAAACUAAAUGUAAAU